Messenger RNA from Serpula lacrymans var. lacrymans S7.9, 1254 nucleotides. RefSeq lists its product as uncharacterized. The transcript is spliced from 4 exons. NCBI's taxonomy places the organism in Eukaryota, Fungi, Basidiomycota, Agaricomycetes, Boletales, Serpulaceae. Bases 299 to 1162 code for a protein of 287 amino acids. The record is from RefSeq and is a predicted model, not a curated record.
GGAUCCUAUUAUAUCGCCCACAGCUAUCAGAUAACUGCCCCACACAAGGACCCGAGUUCGUCAUUGAGGGCUGACUCAGUCGAUACCAACUUUCGAAGUACAACGAAAGUGUACAGAACUCGCAAUCUCGCCAUAGUGUGCUGACUGAGCGAGCUUGUAUCUUCAUAAGCAGAGCUCGUCGAAGGAAGAUAGUCGACCCGGUUGUCUGUAUAUAUACCAUGAGAAGAACUAUGGAGUCUCAUAUCCAAAUCUCCUAUUUACCAGACUAUCUCCUAUCUCUUCAAUCCCCUACUUCAAUAUGUCUACUUCAGAAUCAACCUACAAAACGUUUGCCAUCGUAGGAGCAGGGCCCAGCGUGGGUCUCCCCAUCGUCCGCGCCCUUCUCGCUCGCAACGUUCAAGUUGUCGUGCUCACUCGCUCUGCUUCUACGCGAGAAUUCCCCGCCGGAGCCCGAGUGGCAGCAGCUGACUAUUCAGACGUGGCGGCUGUCAGCUCGGUCCUGCGAGAGCAUAACGUGGAUGUUGUGGUCUCUGCACUUUCUGCUGAUGGCUUCUCCUCUCAGAAGCCUUUGGCGGAUGCCUCGAAGAUUGCAGGGGUAAAGCUCUUCGUCCCCUCUGAAUAUGGCAUGCCGACCGAAGGAGGUACCGAUGGUAUCGCAAUUUUGAAGUCCCAAUUCGCUGAAUACUUGAAAUCCAUUGAAUUACCGUCUGCCAGAAUAUACAACGGCCUUUUCCAUGAAUAUGUCCCAUGGUUGGCGGCCGUCCCUGAGACUGGCAAGUUCCUGAUCGUUGGCAGUGGAAAGACGCCUGCGUCGUACACAGCAAUAGAGGACGUCGCAGGUUUCCUCGCACACGUCCUGACUACUCUCUCACCAUCCAAGCUCCACAACGCUUCUUUCCGAAUUGAAGGAGAGCGAGGCAGCUUAUCCGAUGUCGCCAAGCUCUACGAGGGCAAGGCAGCCGUCGAGUACACAGAUGCAAUCCCCGCUGAGGUUCCCGAUGCACCAGUGAGGAACUAUCUCCAGCACAAGUUUGAAGAGGGCGCUGCUAGCACGGGCUUUGAGUUCGCGUUAGGUCGGGACGGCAAGGAGCCUGCAGGAAGUUCGAAUGCCCUCUGGGAGGGUCAUCACUGGAAGACUUUGAAGGAAGUGCUGAAACUUUAGAUAUAUAAGCUGUUAGUCUCCCUUAGCCAGGCCAAAUACUGAUAUCAAAGUCGAUAUCAAAGAAUAAGACAAACUGGUAGUUUUUCAUCAGU